AUGGAUGAAAAAUACACCUCCAAACUCUCUCCUGCGGUGGACUAUGCAGCUGGCGCCUACCUCGUGAUUAUAGCCGUGCUAUCCAUCGUGGGCAACUCCGCUGUGCUCAUCACCGCCGCGCGGCGCAAGCGUCUCCUGAAGGCGCCCGAGCUGCUGACCAUCAACCUGGCGGUGACGGACAUCGGCAUGGCGCUCAGCAUGUACCCGCUCUCCAUCGCCUCCGCCUUCAGCCACGUCUGGAUCGGCGGCGACCCCACCUGCCUCUACUACGGCCUCAUGGGCAUGAUCUUCAGCGUGGCCAGCAUCAUGACGCUGGCCGUCAUGGGCCUGGUCCGCUACCGGGUGGCCGGCACAACGCCCAAGUCAGGCAGCCGGUUUCAGCGCAGCACCGUCGGCAUCUUCAUCGGCCUCAUCUGGUGCUACGCGCUGCUGUGGGCGGUCUGCCCCCUGCUGGGCUGGGGCGGCUACGGCCCCGAGCCGUACGGCAUGGCCUGCUCGGUGGACUGGGCCGGCUACCAGAGCACGCUGAACGACUCCACCUUCGUGCUGGCGCUGACGGUGCUGUGCACGUUCCUGCCGUGCGUGCUCAUCAUCUCCUCCUACUCGGGCAUCGCCUGGAAGCUGCACAAGGCCUACCAGACCAUACAGAACAGCGACCAGCUGCACAACUACGGCAACGUGGAGAGGAAGGUCACGCUGAUGGCGAUCCUGGUCAGCUCGGGCUUCCUGGUGGCGUGGACGCCGUACGUGACGGUGAGCCUGUGGACCAUGUUCCACCCGCGCGGCCGGGACAGCGUGACGCCGCUGGUCAGCCUGCUGCCGUGCCUCUUCGCCAAGGGGGCCACGGCUUACAACCCCUUCAUAUACUACAUCUUCCGCCGCUCCUUCCGCAAGGAGCUGCGUGAGCUCUGCUUCCCGCACUGCUGCCUGCACACUGCAGCUGACGACGUCACCCCCACGCACGACAACAUCAAGGAUGGGGAUGGGGACAACCCGCAGUCGCAGUCGCAGUCGCAGUCGCAGUCGCAGUGGCGGCAGGGCUCCACAGGGGGGUGCAAGGGACAUAAAGAAGGCCACAGCCACAACCAGAGCAGCUCCGUGCCGCUCAUAUCCAACGCCACACAGAACCAGACCAGCUCCUGCUGA
Engraulis encrasicolus (European anchovy) is the source of this 1146-nucleotide messenger RNA. It is a transcript of the gene opn8a, whose product is annotated as opsin 8, group member a. The transcript is spliced from 5 exons. Gene Ontology annotation, molecular function: G protein-coupled photoreceptor activity. Gene Ontology annotation, cellular component: plasma membrane. Gene Ontology annotation, biological process: G protein-coupled receptor signaling pathway; cellular response to light stimulus; phototransduction. The coding region runs from base 1 to 1146 and encodes 381 amino acids. The record is from RefSeq and is a predicted model, not a curated record. Lineage: Eukaryota; Metazoa; Chordata; Actinopteri; Clupeiformes; Engraulidae.